Messenger RNA from Benincasa hispida (wax gourd), 1953 nucleotides. The record is from RefSeq and is a predicted model, not a curated record. Lineage: Eukaryota; Viridiplantae; Streptophyta; Magnoliopsida; Cucurbitales; Cucurbitaceae.
AAAUCAUUUUUAACAAGCUGAAGGCUGAAGCCUCGCAAGUUACAGAGAAAAUUCGGAAGAGCUUCGGUUUGCUUCGUUUCAUUCUUCCCAUCAAUUAUCCUAAUAUAGUUGACAUUUUUUCUUCUUAAUUUGUUUGUUGUUCAUCGAUUAUUGCUUUCAGUAGCAAUGAAUCCAGUUCCGCAUCAGUUUGCACCUCAACCUCCGUGGUUCCCGGUGCCGCCACCGAAUCCGCCGCCGUCUUCAUGUUCAUCGUUCUGGGACAACCUGAAUGUGCGUGAUCGUUUAAGGGAUUUGCAAGACACUCUCGAUCUCGCCAAGUCAAUGCAGAAAGAGCUUGAAAUGUUGAUGAUAGUUAAAGAGGGAAAUUCAUCCGAGCAGAGUGCGGAUAAUCUGCCUAAUGGUUCUUCUAUUGGUGAAUUUUCUGAUUACUUGAAAGAUAGAAGAAUUAAUUCGGAGUUGCAAGAAUCGCGUUCGGUCGAAAUUGCAGCUGCUUUGAUGAAAAGGUUGAGAGCUCAGCUUCAUCCAUUUAGCCUGGCUACUGAUGAAUCGAGUCUCUCGGAAGCAGUUAAGUUAUCUGGUAAAUUAUUGAAGGCCAAGAGAAAUAAGCAGUGGAGAAAGAAAAAGAGGAAGCGCAUUGCUGAAUCACUCGCAAAGGAACGUGAAAGUUUUGACCAAGUUGAUCAGGAGGCUGAUAAAUGGAGGGCCAGGGAGAUUGCCAAGGAUAUUGCAAAACGCAAGGUGGAGAAGAUGAAAGAGAUUGCAAGAAUUAAAGCAAAAGAGGAGAAAAAGAAGCUAGAUUCUGAGCUUGAACUAGCACUAAUAGUGGAAAAGUUGCAAGAAUUGCGCUCCAUCAGGAUCCAAAAAUUGAAGAAACAAGGUCAUUUUCUACCUGAGGAGGAUGAUAAGUUUCUAGAGAAGGUUCGAGCUGCAGUUGAGGAAGAGGAACGUCAAGCCCUUGCUGCAGCUGAUACUGAUGCUGCCAAGGACGCCAUUGCUACUGCAGAGGUGUCUAGGAAGACUAUUCCGAGUUAUAAUCCUGAAUCAAGGGAUCCAGCUAGUGCUACCAACGGGUCUGAAGAAAGAAAUGAUCAAAGAACUGCGAGUGCAGAUGAUAAGAUCUCCAACACCAGCACUGAUAAAGAGCCUGGGAAACAGUUUGGAGAAGUACAAGGUUAUGGAAGAAUGUAUGAUUAUGCAGUCAACUUACCGAUGGAGUUCUAUCAUUAUUAUUAUGGAAGUAACACUGAUAUGGGCACGUUAAUUGAGGUGAGAAGAUCGUGGGAUGCAUUUAUAAGACCUGGAGGAAGUCGAAUACCAGGACAUUGGGUUCAACCACCACCACCUGCAGAUGAAAUAUGGGCAGCAUAUUUGGUUCGACCAAAAUGAAACCAUCCAACCAUAUGUGCAGAAUUGGUUUUCCAGAAGGUGUUGCUAAAAGAUUGGUAUUCUAUGCUUUGCCAAUGCAUCAAUGAGAAGUUGAUCGUGGAUAUCUGACAUCAAAAGAUUACGAUGAGGCCAUCCCAAUGCAGCUAACAGUUUUUAGACUGGUUGGAUUAUGAGUGAGAAACUCAAAAGUACUUCGACUUUGUAUAUAGUGAUCAGUGGGCAUGCAUAUUUUUUAAUUUACAUCCAACGGUUAUUAAAAUGCAUUCACAUUGUGGUAGCCUCAUUGUAUAUUUUUUUUUUCCCAACGUCGGUAUGUCACUCUGAUCAUGUGCUGCGAUUUGAAUAUUUUUCAGUUUAUCAAGAAGAUAAUAGCAGAUUCUCUGUUUGUGAUUUAACAUCUUGUAAGAGGUUAGCUUCCACUGUGUCGGGUAAAGAAUCAGAUGCAUGAAAAGACUAUCAAGAUAGUUCAUCGUUUUGAAGAUAUUUGAGAGCUAAGAGGGCUCUAUACUUGGAGGAGCCGAAGUCUGUAAUGGGAAUUUGAUUCUGAUUCAGUAUCUUUGAGCUGAA